AUGAGUGUUUUAGCUUAUAGUUCUGGUCGUAUUCAUUUUGUGCCGAAUGAUAAACAAACUCUCGAAAGGAAUUAUAAUGAUCGAUCAUGUAUUCAAAUACUUCAAGAUGAGGAUAUGACAAAUUAUUCAUUAAGAGCAAUUGACGUAGAAAAUAGUAACGCAAAAAUUUUUGAUUGUAUUAUAAAAGAUAGUAAUCAGUAUCGAUUUGGAGAAUCAUCUGAUGUACCUGAUGAAAUAAAUGAUUCGAAUGGAACUUAUCGUCUAUGGUUAUCUGGAGAUUCACGUAAAGCAUUCCACGAAACAUUACGAACAGUUGUUGAAAUGUUAUUUCCUAAAAGUUCACCGAACACGAAUUUCACAACUGCCAACAACACUUAUACCAAUAAAGAUUCGGUUAAAAUAGAUAAGCCGAAUAAAACAGUUAAUCUAACUUCUGAUGCAAGAGAUACACUCGUUGAUAUUCAUAACUUGAGUAGAUCUAUAAAACAAGGUAAUCAAGAUGAAGCAGCUCAAUUAACUACUCAGCUUACUUCACAAGGUAUUCGCAUUCAAGAUAAAUUAUUAAAACCAUUACAAAAUGAAGAAGAAUUUCAAAUUCUUGUCCAAUUCGAUGGUAAUGAAUAUGGUGUUGAUCAAAAUGGUGGAACAAUUCCUGUGAAAGUUUUCCCAUCAACUACAGUUCGAGAACUACGUGCAGCGUUCGAACUUGCAUAUAAUUAUUGUCCAACAAAUCAAUAUUUUUUUGUUAAUGGUCAAUUAGUUAAUGAUAAUUCAACAAUGACAGAAUUAACAGUUGGACCAAAUUCAUUAUUUGUUUUAUUUUUACUCACACAUCCAAAAAUAUUUAAGAAUAAUGGUCCUUGGAAUUGUUCAACUUGUUCAACACAAAAUCAAGAAAACGAUAUUCGAUGUAGUAUAUGUUUGGCAUUACGAGUAGAGUAA
Molecule: messenger RNA, 942 nt
Organism: Adineta steineri
Lineage: Eukaryota; Metazoa; Rotifera; Eurotatoria; Adinetida; Adinetidae
Source: the annotation of a GenBank genome assembly